Phalacrocorax carbo (great cormorant) is the source of this 2151-nucleotide messenger RNA. The record is from RefSeq and is a predicted model, not a curated record. Lineage: Eukaryota; Metazoa; Chordata; Aves; Suliformes; Phalacrocoracidae.
AAAGCUCCGCCAUGAAAGCAAAGUCCAGGCUGCCUUGCUCCACGCAGCCACGGCUGGGCACUGCGGGGCAAUGGCAGCCAGGAUCCGGGCAAAGACGGGCACAGGAUGCCCUUCCCACUGGCUGCGAGGCUGGCAUCUUUCCCCGGGGCUGCCAGGAUCGCGGCUGGCCCACGUCGGGGUUGCAGACCAGCUGCAGCGGGAGUACGAUGCAGUGGUGAUCGGAGCAGGGCACAAUGGGCUGGUGGCAGCUGCUUACCUGCAGCGGGCAGGGGUGCGCACGGCCGUGCUGGAGAAACGCCAUGUGCUGGGUGGUGCAGCUGUCACAGAGGAGAUUGUGCCAGGCUUCAAGUUCUCCCGGGCAUCGUACCUGCUCAGCCUGCUGCGGCCGCAGAUCUACACUGAGCUGGAGCUGCAGCAACACGGUCUGAGGGUGCUCCCACGGGACCCCUACUCCUUCACCCCACUGCUGGAGGACAGGAGCCCCCCUCGCUCCCUCCUGCUGGGGCACGACAUGGCCCAGACCCAGCAGCAGAUCGCUCAGUUCUCCCAAAAGGAUGCACAGGCUUACCCUGAGUACGAGGCAUUCAUGGGGGCCUUAGUGUCAGCCCUUGAUCCACUGCUGGAUGCCCCACCAGUGGAUACAGCUGCCCUGGGGCAGGGGUCCCUGCUCCAGCGGCUCAAAGCCCUGCAAGCCCUGCGGCCCCUGCUGCAGGCAGGGCUGGCGCUGGGGUCGCAGCUGCCCCGCUAUUACGAGGUGCUCACAGCCCCCAUCUCCAAGAUCCUGGAUCAGUGGUUUGAGUCGGAGCCCCUGAAGGCAACUCUGGCUACUGACGCGGUGAUUGGAGCCAUGGCCAGCCCCCACACCCCGGGCAGUGGGUACGUGCUGUUGCACCAUGUGAUGGGCGAGCUGGAGGGACGGCGGGGGGCCUGGGGCUAUGUGGCUGGUGGGAUGGGAGCCCUGUCCCAAGCCAUCGCCUGCGCAGCGGCUGCCCGGGGUGCCCACAUCUUUGCUGAGAAGGCAGUGUCCAGCGUGCUGCUGGGCAGGGACAGGCGGGCACAGGGCGUCGUGCUGCAAGAUGGGACGGAGGUGAGGAGCAAACUGGUGCUGUCCAACGCCUCCCCCCAAAUCACCUUCCUGGAGCUCACUCCCCAGGAGCAGCUGCCAAAGGAUUUCAUCCAGCGCAUCCGGCAGGCCGACACGCGCUCUCCUGUCACCAAGAUCAAUGUGGCCGUGGAUCGGCUGCCCAGCUUCCUGGCUGUCCCCAACGCCCGCAACGGCCAGCCCCUGCCCCACCACCAGUGCUCCAUCCAUCUCAACUGCGAGGGCACCCACCUCCUUCACCAGGCUUUCACUGAGGCCACCCAAGGUCACCCCUCCAGCAGGCCCAUGAUUGAGCUCUGCAUCCCCUCAGCACUGGACCCGGGGCUGGCUCCACGGGGCUGCCACGUCGUGUCCCUCUUCACCCAGUACACACCCUCUGUGCUGGCGGGUGGGCAGCCCUGGGACGAGCAGGCCAGAAAUGCAUACGCAGACACGGUGUUUGACUGCAUCGAAGCCUAUGCCCCAGGGUUCAAGGCAUCUGUCAUCGGUAGGGACAUCCUGGUGCCACCAGACCUGGAAAGGAUCUUUGGGCUGCCCGGUGGGAAUAUCUUCCAUGGAGGGAUGUCUCUGGACCAGCUGUACUUUGCCCGUCCAGCACCAUCCUACUCAGGCUACCGGUCCCCAGUUCCCAACUUGUACCUGUGUGGAAGCGGAGCCCACCCUGGAGGAGGAGUGAUGGGUGCAGCGGGACGCAAUGCCGCCCGGGUGGCCCUCGAGGACUUCAGGCGCCUGUGAUGGCAGUGGUGACACCAACUUUGCCUAUGCAGGUCUGUGGGUGCAGCAAGCCAUGUUGACCCCAUACAGAGCCCUGCCCAUCCCCAACUUGCUUCCCAGGCACUGCAGGGUAGCAGCAUCCCCUGAGAGCCAGGGGGUGCAGGCUGGCAGGAUCUCUUGUGCUCCCAGCUGCUACCAUCGCCUUGAACACGUGGCUGCUCCCAGUCUGCCACAGCCCAGCCUUGCCCGAGUGCCUCCUGGGCACUGGGCAGCCAUGGCGAGCCUUGCUCAGGCCCUGCCUGCACCUGUGGAAAUAAACCCUGGCCCGGGCUCUC